AAUAAAACCAACAUAUAUUUGUAACUUAAACAAUGCUAUGUUGGACUACUUUAUGAUUAUUUUCACUUUCUGAGGUUAGGCACGAUGUAUAAAACUGCAUUCAACUUUAUUUGCAAUGUACUGUAGUUGGCUAGGAGAAGUAGAAACGCAUUCUGUGUAUUUAGAAAUCGUAUAUUUAUUCUGUCCGUUUGAUCUGCUAUAAAAUCAUUUGAAGCAAAAAGAUAGACUUGAGGAAAUUAAAGGUAAGCCCAGAAACCAAUUUCUUAAAAUAACAACAGUCAAAAAAGCUAAUAAAUUGUUUAAUAAAGCAUACGUGGGAGGAAAGGGGGAUAAACUUAUAUUUCGUUGUCAUCUCUCUGUUCUGGGCGAAAUGGGUGCUCUGUGGAGCGCUCUCUGUGUGGCUGCUGACAUUACCGUAAUGAUAAUAAUACGCGCGCACCAAAAUAUAAAGCGCGGCUGGCUUGACUGUGUUUUUCCGAACCGCGGCUGGCUUGACCGCAGUGCUGGAGUGGAGCUGAAGCGGGGCCGGUGUGGAGCUCUCCGCGGUGCUGAAACCGGUCCCACAGCGACGUUCAUCGACGUGAAUGCAAGACCGACGGAGGACAUUCACAUCCAGCCUGCGAGGACAGCAUGAGGAGGGUUUUCAUGCCCACACCGCUGCUCUUACUGAGCUGUUUCGGAGCGUCGUGGGUCUUGGCUGACAGUUUGGCAGCUCCAGUGAAUGUGUCCAUCAGGGAUCUGAAGAGCAGCUCAGCCGUGGUGACAUGGGACACGCCAGACGGAGAGCCAGUCAUCGGCUUCGCCAUCACACAACAGAAGAAAGAUGUCCGCAUGCUGCGCUUUAUUCAAGAAGUGAACACCACUACGCGGAGCUGUGCAUUGUGGGAUCUGGAAGCUGAUACGGAUUACAUUGUGCACGUUCAGUCUAUCAGCAUCAGCGGGGCAAGUCCUGUUAGUGAAGCUGUGCACUUCAAGACCCCGACAGAAGUUGAAACACAGGCCUCCAAGAACAAAGACGAGGUGACGAUGGAGGAGGUCGGGCCGAACGCUCAGCUCAGGGCCGGAGAGUUCAUCAUCAUCGUGGUGGUCCUCAUUAUGUGGGCAGGUGUGAUCGCACUAUUCUGCCGUCAGUAUGACAUCAUUAAAGACAACGAACCAAACAAUAACAAGGAUAAAGCCAAGAACUCGUCUGAAUGCAGCACUCCAGAGCACACGUCAGGUGGCCUGCUGCGCAGUAAGGUAUAACCAGCAGUCCAGACCACACUAUACACAGACCUCCAACAUCAACAACAACAACAACCGAUCGCCAUCUGUCAACAUUAUCAAAGUGUGAAUCUGCAUUUACCACACCGGCCGAAUGUGCAAAAACAAGCAGAAAGCAGGAAUUCUGGACAUUUCCUGAAGAAAGCUGGAAUAAUCCUGCGAGAGUCUGAAACCGGCUCUGGGGGUCUGAAGAUAAGAGGAAAUCUGUGAAGAAAUGCACGGAGUGUGGGGAAAAAAAGGACCCUUUUUAUGGCUUUACAAAGAAGUGGUGUCGGCAAGAAGAUCCGCAUUUAAAAGCCUGUCUUUUACACUUGAAAACUCUUGAGCUUUGCUCCUUUAUCUGGUUUAAUCUUUUACGCUGUUUGCAAUGGCAUGAUGCACAUUCUCAAUGACGGUUUUUAUAGUCAAGUAAAUCUGCAGCGAUUUACUGAAGGAAUUAACCUAUUAGUUUUUAUAAAUUUAAGUAGAUUGAACUUAAAACAAUUAAGUUG
Messenger RNA from Danio rerio (zebrafish), 1754 nucleotides. The record is from RefSeq and is a predicted model, not a curated record. Lineage: Eukaryota; Metazoa; Chordata; Actinopteri; Cypriniformes; Danionidae.